AUGGAGCUCAUCAACGCGGUGUUGGCCGCGUUUCUCUUCGCCGUGUCGGCAGUGUAUCUGUUCAUCCGGAAUAAGCAUAAUUACUGGAGGGACCAUGGAUUUCCGUAUGCACCGAAUCCUCAUUUCCUGUUCGGACACGCGAAGGGACAAGCUCAGACAAGGCAUGCAGCAGACAUCCAUCUGGAGCUGUACAAGAAAUUUAAGUUGCGCGGUGACCGGUACGUUGGUAUGAGCCAGUUCAUCAUACCUUCAGUGUUCGUGAUCGACCCAGAGCUGGUGAAGACGAUACUGGUGAAGGACUUUAAUGUGUUUCACGACCGCGGUGUAUUCGUGAAUGCUAAAGACGAUCCGCUAUCAGCACAUCUCUUUGCGCUCGAAGGUAAUCCGUGGCGAUUGCUACGCCAGAAGUUAACUCCGACGUUCACCUCCGGUCGGAUGAAGCAAAUGUUCGGCACGUUAUGGGAUGUGGCACUCCAACUGGACAAUCAUAUGGAAGAACACUACCGUCAGCCGGAUGUCGAAAUGAAGGAUGUGUUGGGCCGUUUUACGACGGAUGUGAUCGGGACGUGUGCGUUUGGAAUCGAGUGCAACACCCUCAAUACACCGAAUUCGGAGUUCCGCAAAUACGGCAACAAAGCGUUUGAGCUGGAUCUGAUAAUUAUGAUCAAGUUUUUCUUAGCGUCAGCCUAUCCCGGGCUUGUGCAAAAACUACGAUUAAAGAUCACGUACGACGAUGUGGAAGAAUUUUUCGUAAAAAUAGUGCGCGAAACUAUCAGCUAUCGCGAGAGUAACAAUGUGAAACGAAACGACUUCAUGAACUUGCUGCUGCAGAUCAAGAAUAAGGGAAAGCUGGACGACAGUGAUGAUGCUAGUGUGGGCAAGGGCGAAGUUGGAAUGACGGAACUGGAACUAGCAGCACAAUCGUUUGUUUUCUUCCUGGCCGGUUUCGAGACAUCUUCCACCACACAGAGCUUCUGCCUGUACGAGCUGGCAAAGAACCCCGACAUCCAGGAGCGCCUCAGACAAGAGAUUAACCAAGCGAUCGACGAGAACGAUGGACAGGUGACGUACGAUGUCGCCAUGAACAUACAGUAUCUGGACAAUGUGAUAAACGAAACGCUGCGGAAGUAUCCACCGGUCGAAUCGUUGAACCGUGUACCGUCGGUUGACUAUCUGAUCCCUGGGACAAAGCAUGUCAUUCCGAAGCGAACGCUGGUUCAAAUUCCGGUUCAUGCCAUUCAACAAGAUCCAGAACACUAUCCCGAUCCGGAACGGUUCGAUCCGGAUCGGUUCACACCGGAGGAAGUGAAGAAGCGACAUCCGUUCACAUUCCUCCCGUUCGGCGAAGGGCCUCGCGUAUGCAUUGGACUUCGGUUUGGAGUGAUGCAGACCAAGGUGGGAUUGAUAACGCUGUUGAGAAAGUUCCGCUUCUCACCGUCAGCGCGUACGCCGGACCAAGUAACGUUUGACCCAAAAAUGAUCACCCUGUCACCGAACACUGGCAAUUAUUUGAAGGUGGAAAGGACAAUCACAAGACAGUUUGGUGUUGCUUUCCGGUUCCUGUCGUUGGAGAGUGACGAACGAAAAAUGGAGCUCAUCAACGCGGUGCUGGCCGCGUUCAUCUUCGCCGUGUCGGCAGUGUAUCUGUUCAUCCGGAACAAGCAUAAUUACUGGAAGGACAAUGGGUUCCCGUAUGCACCGAACCCACAUUUCCUGUUCGGACACGCGAAGGGACAAGCUCAGACAAGGCAUGCAGCAGACAUCCAUUUGGAGCUGUACAAGAAAUUUAGGUUGCGCGGUGACCGGUACGUUGGUAUGAGCCAGUUCAUCAUACCUUCAGUGUUCGUGAUCGACCCAGAGCUGGUGAAGACGAUACUGGUGAAGGACUUUAAUGUGUUUCACGAUCAUGGUGUGUUCACAAAUGCUAAAGACGAUCCUCUAACAGGUCAUCUCUUUGCGCUCGAGGGUAAUCCGUGGCGAUUGCUGCGCCAGAAGCUAACUCCGACGUUCACCUCCGGUCGCAUGAAGCAAAUGUUCGGCACGUUAUGGGAUGUGGCACUCCAACUGGACAAGCAUAUGGAAGAACACUACCGUCAGUCGGAUAUCGAAAUGAAGGAUGUGUUGGGCCGUUUUACAACGGAUGUGAUCGGGACGUGUGCGUUUGGAAUCGAGUGCAACACCCUCAAAUCACCAGAUUCGGAGUUCCGCAAAUACGGCAACAAAGCGUUUGAGUUCACGCUGAUGAUUAUACUGAAAACUUUCCUGGCGUCGGCCUAUCCAGGACUUGUGCGGAAUUUAAAGAUGAAGAUCACGUACGACGAUGUGGAAGACUUUUUCCUGAAAAUUGUAAAGGAAACGGUCGACUAUCGCGAGAGUAACAAUGUGAAACGAAACGACUUCAUGAACUUGCUGCUGCAGAUCAAGAAUAAGGGAAAGCUGGACGACAGUGAUGACGCUAGUGUGGGCAAGGGCGAAAUUGGAAUGACACAAAAAGAGCUGGCUGCACAGGCAUUCAUUUUCUUCCUGGCCGGUUUCGAGACAUCUUCCACCACACAGAGCUUCUGCCUGUACGAGCUGGCAAAGAACCCCGACAUCCAGGAGCGUCUCAGACAAGAGAUUAACCAAGCGAUCGAAGAGAACGAUGGACAGGUGACGUACGAUGUCGCCAUGAACAUACAGUAUCUGGACAAUGUGAUAAACGAAACGCUGCGGAAGUAUCCACCGGUCGAAUCGUUGAGCCGUGUACCGUCGGUUGACUAUCUGAUCCCUGGGACAAAGCAUGUCAUUCCGAAGCGGACGCUGGUCCAAAUUCCGGUUCAUGCCAUUCAACAUGAUCCAGAACACUAUCCCGAUCCGGAACGGUUCGAUCCGGAUCGGUUCACACCGGAGGAAGUGAAGAAGCGACAUCCGUUCACAUUCCUCCCGUUCGGCGAAGGGCCUCGCGUAUGCAUUGGACUUCGGUUUGGAGUGAUGCAGACCAAGGUGGGAUUGAUAACGCUGUUGAGAAAGUUCCGCUUCUCACCGUCAGCACGUACGCCGGACCAAGUAACGUUCGACCCAAAAAUGAUCACCCUGUCACCAAAUGGAGGCAAUUAUUUGAAGGUGGAAAAGUUGUGA
Molecule: messenger RNA, 3117 nt
Organism: Anopheles marshallii
Lineage: Eukaryota; Metazoa; Arthropoda; Insecta; Diptera; Culicidae
Exons: 5
Coding region: 1-3117 (1038 amino acids)
Molecular function (GO): oxidoreductase activity, acting on paired donors, with incorporation or reduction of molecular oxygen; iron ion binding; heme binding
Source: RefSeq, a predicted model, not a curated record